AUGGCCAGACAAGGAGAUGGUUUUGAGGGAAACGUGCAACAUCUUCAACAUAAUCCUAUAUACAACUGCAAAACAUGCAACAAGGAUUUUGAACAUGCUAUUCACUGUUACUACUUGGUUGUACGUGUCUCUGAUGACUCAAAGGGAGAAGUCAAGUUUUUGCUUUUCAACAAUAUUGCGGAGAGGCUCAUUAGGAGACCUGCGUUUGAGUUAGUCCAAGAGGCUGGUCAGGAAAAUCCACAUUUUCUACCUCAGUCUCUAACUGAUUUGAUUGGGAGAAAACUUCUAUUUAAGAUUACUAUCGCAACAAGACAAGGUCCCAACAUGACACGCCAUAGUAUCCCGACUGGUCCAGCAGUGUCUGUAGAAGAUGCACCUCGUGAAGCUACUCAAAGUCCAUUCCAACAAACCAAAACCAAUGAAUUCAUUCCUCCACCAAGGUUCAUCGUCGAGGAUCAUCCUGAAGGUUACUACGACGACGGAGAUCCAGGUUGGAAUUGUAAGUUUUGUCAAGCAUAUAUGUGGUAUGGUGAAAGAAUUGGAAAACGCCGGCGUAGUGUCAAUCCUGUAUUCACAAUGUGUUGUAAACAUGGUAAAGUUGUACUUCCUCGGCUCGCGAAUCCUCCAAUGGAGUUAAUGACUUUGUUAUGCAAAGGAGACGAGUUAAGCAAACAUUAUCGAGAGUUCAUACGAGCUUACAAUAUGAUGUUCUCUUUCACAUCUCUUGGGGGGAAGAUAGAUCAUUCUAUUAACAAUGGUCGUGGACCAUUUGUUUUCCGAAUGUCCGGUGAGAACUAUCAUCGUAUUGGUGAUAUAGUUCCCGAGCCUGGACAAGCUCCAAAAUUUUCCCAGCUCUAUAUCAUUGACACUUUAAAUGAGAUCAAAAAUAGACUUGACGCUUAUGCCGGGUCUGACAGAGCUGCUGCUAAGAAACUAAGAGAACCACUUGUUCUUCUUCUGAAGAAUAUGUUAGAUCAGUGUAACCCUCAUGUCAAGGCUUUUAGGUCUGCAAGAGACAGAUUCGACGUGGAAGGAUCAACAGGUUAUAGGAUGAGAUUGAUUGAAAGUCGACAAUCUGAUGGACGGACCCAUAAUCUGCCGACUGCAAAUGAAGUUGCUGCUUUGAUACCUGGAGAUUUUGUUUUAAAUAUGGAGACACGAGAUAUUGUUCUAGAGAGUACAAGUGGAAAGUUGCAAAGGAUAAGUGAAUUACAUCCGGCGUAUUUGCCUCUGCAAUAUCCACUAUUGUUUCCAUAUGGAGAGGAUGGCUUUCGAUUAAAUAUUCCUAUUGGUUUUGAAGACAGCACUGCGAGAAAACGCAAGAAUGUAACUAUGCGUGAGUACUUUGCAUUUCGGAUUUUAGAGAGGAGGUGGGAAGCACCUACAAUUACAAGAUCAGGCAGAUUGUUUCAUCAGUUCCUUGUGGACGCUUACACAAUGAUAGAAUCGAGUAGACUACGUUACUUGUGGCUGAAUCAGAAAAAGCUCCGGUCAAGUAGUUACGCUGCAAUCCAGAAAGCAGCUACAAGAGCUGGAGCUAAGAUGGCGGAACAAGGGAGCCGAAUUUUCAUUCCAGCAACUUUCACCGGGGGAAAAAGGUAUAUGAAGCAGCACUACUAUGAUGCCAUGGCUCUGUGCAAAUACCAUGGAUUUCCCGAUAUUUUCAUCACUUUUACGUGUAAUCCAAAAUGGCCUGAAGUUACAAGGUAUCUGAAAAAAUAUAACCUGACCACCGAAGACAGGCCAGAAAUAUUGUGUAGAGUUUUCAAGAUGAAACUCGAUAAUCUUAUCGGCGAGUUGACUAAAAAGAACGGCUCCUUAUUCGGUCCUGUUGCUGCAGUAAUGUACACGAUUGAGUUUCAAAAAAGAGGAAUGCCACACGCUCAUAUUCUUGUCUUCAUGGAAAAAGGAUCAAAAUUUCCAACAGCCGAUGAUAUAGAUAAGAUUAUUUCCGCUGAAAUACCAGACAAGACAGUAGAUCCAGACCUGUAUGUGAUCGUUGGGGAUUGUAUGAUGCAUGGUCCUUGCGGUGCAGCAAAGAAGGAUAAUGUAUGUAUGGUUAACGGUAAAUGUUCUAAGAUGUUUCCGAAACCUCUCAACAUCAGGACAUCGAUUGACGCAAAUGGAUUUCCAGCUUACAUGCGUCGGAUUGAUGGUAGGUUCAUUGAGAAAAAUGGAAUCAGAUUAGACAAUGGAUUUGUUGUACCAUACAACAGAGACCUCAUGCUUCGAUAUCGCGCCCAUAUGAAUGUAGAGUGGUGCGUCCAAACACGAGCUGUUAAGUAUCUUUUCAAAUAUAUUCAUAAGGGACCUGAUUAUGCCUCAGCUGCAAUGGAUAAAGAAGAUGAAGAUGGCGUCAUUGACGAAAUCAAAACAUAUUACGACUGCAGAUAUAUUACUGCAUGCGAGUCGUCUUGGCGGAUUCUUGCUUUUCCUACACAUUUUCGUACUACUUCUGUAGAGAAACUUGGCUUUCAUCUUCCGGAUCAGGAACUGGUAUUUUUUGAUGAAGACGAACCUAUUGAGAGUAUUCUCAACAAAAAGACUGUCAACCAAUCCAUGUUUUUGGCCUGGUUCAUAGCAAACAGAAAAUAUGCAGAGGCAAGAGAGUUGACAUAUGCGGAAUUUCCAACAAAAUUCGUUUGGAAAUCAGGUACGAGAGAAUGGGUACCACGGAAACGAGGCUUUGCGAUAGGGAGGAUUGCGCAUAUUCAGCCAUCAGGUGAUGAGCUAUAUUUCUUAAGAGUAUUGCUAAACUGGGUAAGAGGGCCGACAUCAUACGAGGAUAUAAGAACAGUUGAUGGUGUUUUAUAUCAUACAUACGAAGAUGCUUGCUAUGCGUUGGGAUUGAUGGAUGAUGACAAGGAAUUCAUAGAAGCUAUCAAAGAUGCCAGUGACUGUAGUUCUGCGACGUAUGCAAGGAAGCUUUUUGCGAGAAUGUUGGUUUCCAAAUCGUUGUCUCAGCCUCAUGUAGUGUGGGAAGCUACUUGGGAGUAUCUUACCGACGAUAUUCUUUACAAGAAGCGGCGAGAAACUGGACGACCUGAUAUGAACUUGACCAUAGAGCAGAUCAAAAAUAUUGCUCUUACUGAGAUCGAAAAUCAUUUGCUCAGCAAUGGUCGUAGCCUCAAGAAAUGGCCCCACAUGCCAAAGCCAGAAAAUUUUGGAGAUUACAACGGCAAUCGCCUUAUAGAUGAUGAGCUUAAUUAUGUUGUGGAAGAUCAGCUAAAGGAAAAUGAAAGACUUAUGGCGAUGAUAACAGAUGAGCAAAGAGGGGUAUACGAACAGAUUCUGGAUGCAGUUUUAAAUGAUAGCGGUGGAGUGUUCUUUCUUUAUGGUUAUGGAGGCACAGGAAAAACCUUCGUAUACAGAGCACUCUCGUCAGCUAUCCGAUCUAAAGGUAUGAUUGUUCUAAAUACCGCAUCAAGUGGAAUUGCAGCAUUGUUGUUGGAAGGAGGUAGAACCGCACAUUCCAGAUUUGGUAUUCCGAUAGAUGCAGACGAAUUCAGCACUUGCAAGAAAAUGGAGCCAGGAUCAGAUCGUGCAGAAUUAGUUAAAGCGGCAAAGUUAAUUGUAUGGGAUGAGGCGCCUAUGAUGAGCAGACACUGUUUCGAGACGUUGGAUCGCACUAUGCGUGAUAUUAUAAGAUCUUGUGAAGAUAAACCUUUUGGGGGUAAAGUUGUUGUUUUCGGUGGAGAUUUCAGACAGAUUUUACCGGUUAUACCUGGAGGUGGUAGAGCAGAGACUGUUUUGGCGGCUCUGAAUUCGUCAUAUCUUUGGGAGCACUGCAAAGUUCUGAAGCUAACAAAAAACAUGAGAUUGCUGGCUGGUCUUACUGAUGAUGCAGCAAAAGAGCUUGAAUCCUUCUCAAACUGGAUUUUGGAUAUAGGAGAUGGAAAAAUAAAUUUGCCUAACGACGGUCAAGUUGAGAUUGACAUCCCUUCUGAUUUGCUGAUACAAAAUAGUGGAGAAGACCCUAUUGAGACUAUGGCAAAAGAGGUUUAUGGACAAGCUUUUCAAACUUCAACAGAUAAGGAUUUGUAUAGACAUCGAGCCAUUCUUACUCCCACAAAUGAUGAAGUGGAUAAAAUAAAUGACUACAUGCUUUCGCAGUUGCCAGGUAACAUGUUUUAUCAUUUAUUCUUAUGUUCAACUAACUUUGUACAUAUCACUAAACAAACGGAUUUACAUAUGCUUUCAGGAGAAGAGAAGGUUUACCUUAGCUCUGACAGUAUUAUCCCAUCCGAUGUUGACAUAGAAGAAAAUGUCGUAUAUCCUGCAGAGUUUUUGAACAGUGUUAAAGUGGCUGGACUGCCUAGACAUUGCUUGAAGCUCAAGGUUGGUGCUCCUAUCAUGUGUCUUCGUAACAUGGAUGUUGCAGAUGGUUUAUGUAAUGGUACUAGGCUAAUUGUUACUCAGUUACUGCCCCAUGUGAUAGAAGGUAGAAUUAUAACCGGAAACAAAAUUGCUGGACAUCCGGUUUGGAUCCCUAGAAUGUUUGUCACACCACCUGACACCAAGUUCCCCUUCAGAAUGCGUCGAAGACAGUUUCCAAUUACUUUGGCUUUCGCGAUGACCAUCAACAAAAGUCAAGGUCAAACAAUGGAAAGUGUUGGGUUGUUUCUGCCUAGGCCAGUGUUCUCUCAUGGUCAGCUCUACGUUGUACUUUCAAGAGUUAAGUCGAGAUCUGGAUUGAAAAUCGUAAUAACUGGUAAAGAAGGGAAAACGCAGACAAAAACGUUGAAUGUUGUCUACAAACAAGUUUUCAGAAUAUUCCAUAGUCACGGUAUGUAAUUUUAAUCUACUUUCUUUUCAAAUACGAAAUUUAAAGUAUAUAGUCUGUUACAAUUAUUUACUUUUUGUAUUUUCCAUAUGGGUAGUGAUGGGUUAGGAACUAAUUGUAUUCAGGAGCAUCCCGUUUUCUGACUAUUUCGAUGAAAGUAUGUCUACUUUAAUAUUAUUUCAUGUUAACUUUUAUUUUCUUACUUAUAAAUCUGUAAAAUAAUGUUCAUCCGACAAAUUACUUACAAUAGUUAUUUAUUUUUUUGCAGGUUUCUAAAUUAUUUUGCAUUAUUUUUCGACAAUUGUACUUCAUAAUUUAUAUUUUUAUGGAUAAUUUUUCGAUUUUUUUAAUAUAUUUUCUUUUACUAUGUCUACACAAAAUUUUAUUUUAUUAUUAAUGGAAACAAAAUAUUUUAUUCUCCAUCAUAGAUUUUAACGACAGAUAUACAAUACAUUUCUAAUUAAUGAUAAUAUAAAAUCUGAAUUUUCUAAAACUAUGCAA
Messenger RNA from Brassica napus (rape), 5284 nucleotides. RefSeq lists its product as uncharacterized. Gene Ontology annotation, molecular function: DNA helicase activity. The record is from RefSeq and is a predicted model, not a curated record. NCBI's taxonomy places the organism in Eukaryota, Viridiplantae, Streptophyta, Magnoliopsida, Brassicales, Brassicaceae. Gene Ontology annotation, biological process: telomere maintenance; DNA repair. Bases 1 to 4794 code for a protein of 1597 amino acids. The transcript is spliced from 10 exons.